AUGUCGUUGUUGGGGAUGGCUCUCCUGGCCCUGGCCGCCGCCACUGUGGUCUCUGCCGACUAUUACAUUAAUCCGGAGAGUGUCCCCCUGUCGACGAGAAAAUCGUGGUGCUCCAACGAACUAAGCACUUGCCCUAUCAUCUGCCAGCAAACACCUCCAGGUACUACCAAGGACAACACGUGCGAUGCUGAUACCCUCACAUACGGCUGCGUGUGUGGCGAUGGCCUCCAGCCCAACAUCUCCGAGUACUCCCUCACCCUCCCGUUCUUCGUCUGCCAGGAAUGGGGCAACCAGUGUGUGACGGGCUGCGGUAGAGAUAGCGCCUGCGCUUCCUCUUGCCGACAGGACCACCCAUGUGGUGCUCUCGACCCCAAACGCGACAAUGCUACGAGCACGACUGCCUCUGGCACGGGCAGUGCCACUGCCAGCAGCACCAACCUGAUCUACACCGGCCUUGGAGGAGAGGGAUCGGCAUCGACUUCCCACCCCAAGGGCAAUGUCGCAACCCCGGUUCUCGACUUCGGUCGUGGAUAUAGUCUGCUGGUUGUAGGAGGAUGCUUAUUCGCUGGCUUCGCCUUGAUGCUGUAA
Phialemonium atrogriseum is the source of this 588-nucleotide messenger RNA. RefSeq lists its product as uncharacterized. NCBI's taxonomy places the organism in Eukaryota, Fungi, Ascomycota, Sordariomycetes, Cephalothecales, Cephalothecaceae. The record is from RefSeq and is a predicted model, not a curated record. Bases 1 to 588 code for a protein of 195 amino acids. The transcript is spliced from 4 exons.